This is a messenger RNA of Ananas comosus (pineapple), 529 nucleotides long. RefSeq lists its product as uncharacterized. The coding region runs from base 11 to 316 and encodes 101 amino acids. NCBI's taxonomy places the organism in Eukaryota, Viridiplantae, Streptophyta, Magnoliopsida, Poales, Bromeliaceae. The transcript has a single exon. The record is from RefSeq and is a predicted model, not a curated record.
UUUUCAAUUCAUGAACGAGUUGGUCGAAGACAUAGGGGACAUAAAGGUGUUGAGGAGGGCAGGCGUGAUCCGCGGGGGGUCGAAAGCCGGCCUGGAGGUGCUGGAGAUGGUGAAGAAGAUCGACAGGUUCGCGACGUACCCCUCGACCUUCGCGGCCAUCGACAACGAGAUCGAUAAGGCGCGCCGGUUUCACAAGAAGCAGAUGGAGAGGUUCCUCGUCCGGCACCAGCCGGCGGUGCUGUGGGUGUCGUCGGUGGCCGCCGCCUCGGUUAUCGCGACCGCGGUUUUCGCUUCUAGAAGGAGGGCAAGAGCCUGAGUGGGAGGGAUCAAAAAGUGUGGCACAAAGAAGCACUUCAUGCAUCCUUAACUAGCUUCACCACUUAAUACAGUCACUUGUAUUAAUUUGUAUUUUAUGAUCGUUUAGUAAGCAAAUUAACAAAGCCUAAUAAUAAGGAAUAAAUGCUGGAUGUUGAAACAAAAUUGUAAUCAACUUCAUAAAUUAAUAAACAGUUACAUUUUUAAAUGCAAA